UAAUAGUAGAAGAUUGUUAAUGAAAAAUCAAUUACAUUUAAAUUUAAAUGUAACGGAAACACUGAGCGUUGAUAAUGAUGAUAAUGAAAGAGACUUAAUGAAAGCAGCAGCAGCAACAGCUGUAGUAUCUAAGUUUAAAAGGGAUGGUGUUAAUGUAGAAACCGUCACAACAGUGCCUCAACAACAACAACAACAACAACAACAGCAACAACUACUACUACAACCAUAUGAACAUAAACAACAACUAUUAGCAGAAAAAGAACAACUUAGAAAAGUAUACAGUAAAGCGGAAGCAACAAGAGGAGGAGAGGUGAGAACCGCAGCAGGCGCAACACGAGUAGCAACAUCGUUAUCAUCAUCACCGUCAUUGUUGAAUUCAUCAUCAACGGCAUUAGCUAAAUUUAACCGAAUCAUCGAUAAUACAAUGCCGGCAACCAACUAUUAUCAGCAUCACUUGCCACAAGAGCAAAUGUCCGAGAGCAUGAAACAUGCACCCGGCAUCGGUACUGCGUCACCUGCAGUGCUGAGUGACGCAUUACAGCAGCGAUUAGCGCUCGUAUAUCCCGACAUUGUCUCGACCGAUUCGCAACCGAAAAAAAUUAAUUUCACAACAGCAACAGCAGUAGCAGCGGCGGCAGCAGCAGCAGCAGCAGGAACAACAUCAACUACAACCGCACAAGCAGCGAAACCGAAAGCUAAAGUGAAAGGAAAAUCUGCUGCAACCCAUGACCGUUUACGCGUGACGCGUGCGGGAAUGUCAGCGGAAGAGGAAGCGGCAAACUUGAAGGCCGCAGCUGCUGUGACAGCACCAUCAGACGACGAUAAUCAAAUGAAACGAAAUGAUGUGCAUUAUUUGUUGAAACAAUUAAAUAGUUUUAGUGAUAUAGAAGAAAUAGAAAUUGUUGAUAUGGAGCAAAGGCAGCGGCAGCUGGAUGAGCAACAGCAGCUGGCACAGCAACAACAACAAAUAGCCCAACAGCAACAAUAUAUGGGCCAUGGCGUGGACAAAUCACACUCACCGACAGCGCAAUCGCUUGUGAUAAUCUCGCCAUCGUCGCUAUCGCACAAAGGCAUACGACGUUACGCCUCAUUGCACCAACAACAGUGCACACAAUACACGCUCGACAGCGACGAGGCGAUCGAUACCGUCGAGCAGCAACAAUAUUUGUUGCAACAAUUCGACGACUACCUUUUUCAGUCCUGCCACUAUUUGGAGACAAAUUAUUUUGCCGCCAAUUAUCGCACUGCCAUGGUCGAGAGCAGCUCGCACGAGUUCCGACCAUCGACGACGACGACGACAGGCACAUCGGCAGCGUCUGUCUCAUCGGAGCAAUCGCUUGAGCUGCACGAGACCGAGCCGCCGAGCGUUAUAUGCAAGGCACCACCACCAGUGCCUGCGUCACCGCCUACAACUAUAGCAGUGGCUGCAACUAAAACAACACCUUUGACUGAUAACGGCGCUGCUGCUAGUACAUCUGUAACGCCCAAACGUUAUGGCAUGCAGGCGCGCUUGACCAGCAGUGGUGUACAAACGGAACUCACCGCCACUUCCCUAACAGAGGCGUCGUUGGCCAAGAGCACAAGCAGCUCGGCCAGUUCCGAAGAGCAACGUCGUCGUGCGCCAUUUUUCAAAUGUUGUUACACACCCAUAGAUCGUUGGCGUGAGAAGCGUAGCGCAGCACACACGGCUGCGGCUGCACAGAAGCGUGGUAGCCGACAAUUAGCGCAAACAAGCAACGUUUCCACUGCAUUGGGUAGUGGCGGACGUGGUAGUGACACUGCCAGUGCCAGAGCCAGUGAGACCGUUGUUGUCGUACAACAACGUGCGCGCAAAAAUGGUCAUGCAGUCUGACAAAUCGAGUGCGCGAUGGAGUGUGUAGGCGGUAACGUCAGGUUGAUUAGCAAACAAUGCAAAUAUGUAGUCGAUCAGCGCCGGUGUCUAUUUGCGAUAUCAACAAUUUUUUCUAUUUCAAAUAGGAACUUGGGAUAUUCAAGAUUAUACCAUUGUAUGUAUAUUCAUCGAAAUAUCUUAAGUGGAUUAUUUGUUUAAAAGCGCAAACUUAGAUGUUAAACGAGAAGAUGGAAGAUAAAUAACAGGUGUUAUUUAUCGCCUGGAGUGAGUGUUAUUGCGUAGCAAGCAGAUAAAUUCAAGAUAUGAAUUGAUGACGUAGCAAAAAAUAUAAAAGUAAAAUAGAUAUCUUAAAAAGUGUUCUAAAUGUUGAAGCUUUUUGAAAAAGCCUUUUAGUUAUUAUAUGCAUGCAAGCAGAAUGUGAAAGAGUGCAAUGCCGGUGCUCACACUGGCAUAUUUUGAAUUAGAAAACUGCACACGCUAACCUCAAGGGUAACAAACAGCUGGAAAUACACUGCGCUAAAUAAUAUAUUUAAUGCAUUUUAACGUUUUCUGACAAAAAAAAAAUAUUUUACAUUUAACAUUCCGGAAAUUUAUUAAUUUUUUGACUACUUCUUUUAAGCUGAUAUAUGAUUUAAAUUGAAAUUUAAUUUAUUGGAAGUUUCAUGCGAAAAAAGCGUGUGAACAUUUUUAACUUAAAACAAAAAUAAAUUUCGAUAUGUUGUUUUUGUUCUCUAUCACGAAUUUUUUCACUUGAAAUUCUCAAUACAGCCGAUUAAUUUUGAAUUACGCUAUAUUUUGGUGUUUUUUUUGUUUUAAAAAAUGAGUUGAGCUCAAAUUUUAGCAAAUAAUUAUUAAAAAUAAUUUUAAUAUCAUAAAUAAAGCAAUUUCAGUGAAAAUUAAUCACUUAUAUUUAAUUAAAACUAUGAUUGAAACUUCCCCUCUUUGGCCCUUCUUAUUUAUAAUAAUCGUAUGCCCCAUAUACGGGUCAGUGUAUACCAAUAGCUUUUGUUUUUGUUCUUAUUCUGAAUAGUAGCCAUUAAUUAAUCACUUGUAAGAACACCGAUUGUCAUUACAAUGCCUACACACACACACAGCGAUUUAAGUGACUGCUAUACACUGAACGAAUACCGCACAUAAAUAACAUACACAUAUACAAAUUUAGUUUGCGAGCUUCAAAAAAAUUGCAUACGAGAAGCGAAAGGAAAACUAAAUAUACUAAAAUAACGAAAUGAAGGCAUGAUAACGUAAAUAAGUAUAAAUAAUAGCUUAAUUUAUAUUUAAUAUUAUAUAAAUUAAAUAACAAAUGCCGUCGGUAGGUAAAAAAUGCAAAAGAAGAAAAUACAGCAGCAGCAGCAGCAGCACAUAGCAUAUUACACGAAUGUUUACGAAAAAAUACUUUACAGAAUUAAUAUAAUAAAAACGCGAGCGUUUAGUCUUAAUAUAAUUAAAUAUAAUACAGCAAAUACUAAGUAUAAGUAACUUUUUCUAAAACACAAAAGAAGUAAAACCAAAAUAUUAGAAUCGCAAAUUAAAAUACGAUGCAAAAAAUAAAAAAUAAAAAUAAAUGAAAUACAUUGUUAAUGCAUUAAUCGCUAGAAAAAUAGAAGCUACAUAAAAGUGAAGAAAAAAAAAAUAAAAAAUAAAAAUAAAAACUUACAAAAACAAUACCAUAUGAAACGCAUAUUAAUUAUGUAAGCUAUGAACUAUAAUAAGCGCAUCAAAUACCAGUAAAUGAUUUAAUUAGAGAGCUUGUAUAGUAAAUGAGAAAGAUCGAAAAACAAAAAAAAAAAGUGAAAUAAAAUAAAGUAAAUAAAUAAUACAGCAACUAAAUAUAUUGAAAAAUAACGAUCUAAAAAAAAAACAAAAGCAAAUAAAAACAGCAAAAUGUGUAGAAGUGAAAUUUUAAAGCGCUAAUUUUUUAAUUUCCAAAACAUUCUAGCAAUAACUUUUUAGGUAAUGCAUAUAAACUUACAUACCACAUAUGAAAACGCGAGCAAGCUAAAGAAAGAAAAGCAAAGCAAAGCAAAAGUUAAUAAAAAAGUAACACACAAGAUACACCAUGUCAUGUAACAGCGUAUGAAGCGCAUUGUUAUCAUUGAAAGAUUCAUUAAUAUAAAAAAUAAUAAUAAUAUUAAUUAAAAUUUGUCUUAAUUCAGCGAGUAUAAACAAAAAGGAAAAAAGUAAAAAAGAAAAUAUAAUGAUCCAAGUACCAGUUGUUAAGUUUGGGUUUAUGAUUAUUCGAGUUUCGAGAUGUUACGUACGACGCUGUUAAUUUUGUUCGUUGAUUUUUAUAUAAAACAUACCUACAUAUAGUGCAUAUGUACAUGAAAUAAAAUAAAUAUGAAUUUAAAUGCGUACGGUGUGCGAAUAUGAUAUGUAUACAUACAUAUAAACAUACAUACAUAGAUGAAAAUUAUAUUUGAGAAAUUAAUUCAAAGGAAUUGUUAAAGAAAUUUUUUUUUGCUUAUUUUGAUUGCGCCAAAGGAAAAAAAAAUGAAUAAAUAGAUAUGUAUAUCACAAGCAAUUAUUUAUACAAACAAAAUAUUUAUAGUAAUUUUAAAUUAUUAAUUUGAUUGUUUUUUUUCGCUCAAUUCACGUUGUAAAAGAUAAAUUUAGUCGGCGCUAAAUGAUUGAAUUUGCUUACGUAAACGAUGAGGGUACUAUAUAUAUAUAUAUACAAGAGGACAAAAAGCAACUAUGCAUUAACACAAGAAACACUAACAUACAUGAAUAUAUAUCAAAAGCAAACUUGUCAAUUUUGUUAUGAACAUUAUUAUUAUUAUUAUUAUUAUUAUUAUUAUUAUAUGAAAUACUUGUAUUGUAUGUACUACAAUAAAGACCAGAAUUUCUAACGGCGUA
Ceratitis capitata (Mediterranean fruit fly) is the source of this 4711-nucleotide messenger RNA. RefSeq lists its product as uncharacterized. The record is from RefSeq and is a predicted model, not a curated record. The transcript has a single exon. Bases 20 to 1852 code for a protein of 610 amino acids. NCBI's taxonomy places the organism in Eukaryota, Metazoa, Arthropoda, Insecta, Diptera, Tephritidae.